This is a messenger RNA of Myxocyprinus asiaticus (Chinese sucker), 4106 nucleotides long. Its product is annotated as cadherin-15-like. NCBI's taxonomy places the organism in Eukaryota, Metazoa, Chordata, Actinopteri, Cypriniformes, Catostomidae. The transcript is spliced from 14 exons. The coding region runs from base 67 to 2478 and encodes 803 amino acids. Gene Ontology annotation, biological process: homophilic cell-cell adhesion; cell-cell junction assembly; multicellular organism development. Gene Ontology annotation, molecular function: calcium ion binding; cadherin binding. Gene Ontology annotation, cellular component: plasma membrane; catenin complex; adherens junction. The record is from RefSeq and is a predicted model, not a curated record.
UGUUGCAUCUCAAGAGCUUUUCUGUUUGGCAGUGGUUUAUUGUGGGUGGCAGGGAUCAAAAAUCAGAUGAUGAAGGCCGUGGUGGUCCUGGGUGUACUGGUGGCUGCUGUGUAUCAGGUGAGCGGCAGCAUCCAGUUAGAGAAGAGCAAUCUGAACCCUUCAGUGCUGCAUCCAUGGAGACACAGGAGUUUAGGUGUGCAGAUCAGGGUAAAAAGAGACUGGAUCAUUCCACCUAUCAGAGUCCUAGAAAACAGCAAACAGAUCCCUGAAGAUCUGGUCCAGAUUAAAUCAGACAAGAUUUUCACCGGUGAGGUGAUAUACAAGCUGGAGGGACCCGGAGUUGACCAGGACCCCAAAGGCCUCUUUGAAAUAGACGAUAAAACAGGAUGGAUCAAGAGCAAAAUGCCGCUCGACAGGGAAAAGCACAGAAGUUUCAAGCUCAAAGCCUUUGCACUCUCGCCAAGUGGAGAGAGACUGGAGAGUCCAACCACCAUUGAGAUCUAUGUUCUAGAUCAGAAUGACCACAGGCCUGAAUUUACACAGAAAGAGUUCAUCGGCACAAUCCCAGAAUUCUCUGUUCCAGGUACAUCAGUGAUGCAGGUGACGGCAGUAGAUGCUGAUGAUCCAAUGACAGAUAACGCAGCUCUGAGCUACUCCAUCAUUGGACAAGAAAGUUUCCCGCCUCACAGCAUCAACAAAACCAUGUUUGGAAUCAACAACAAGACUGGAGUCAUCUACAUACGAGACGUGGGCCUGGACAGAGAUGUGGUGCAGUCUUUCAGGCUAACUCUGCAGGUGGCUGACAUGUCUGGCAUGGGACUUACCUCUAUCGGUCGAGCCAUCAUUCACAUUUCUGACAUUAACAACCAUGCUCCCAAAUUCCAGCCUAACGUGUAUAACAUGUAUGCAAUGGAGAACAAGGAGAUUGUGGAGGUGGGCCGGGUCAAUGCGACGGAUAAGGACCAGAGAGGUGGAGAAAAUUGGAGAAUUAAAUACAACAUCAUAAACGGAGAUCGCUCAGGACACUUUGCCAUCCGCACAGAUCCAGUCUCCAACCAAGGCAUCAUUUCUGUGGUUAAGCCGCUGGACUAUGAGUCUCAGGCAGAAUAUCAGCUCACUGUGACAGCAGAGAAUGAAAUCAGCCUAAAAGCUUCAUAUGAACAAGUACACAGUGCCACGGUCACUGUCAGAGUGCUGAAUGAAAACGAGGCCCCAAUCUUCUAUAAAAACCCCAUUAAAGUGACUGCGGCCGAGUCCAUUGUCCCCGGUACAGUGCUGAUCUCUGAUAUCGCCCAUGAUCCAGAUAAUGCCAAGUUAAGGUUUGAAAUCAUUCAGGAUCCUGAGAGUUGGCUUGUUAUUAACGUCGCAUCUGGACAGAUCUCAGCCAGAAGAGCCUUCAAUAUCCGCUCCCCCCAUGUGAGGAACAACAUUUACUCUGCCGUUGUAAAGGCCAAGGACCAGGAUGCUGAUAGCAUUUCUGCAACAGCCACACUGGAGAUCACUCUAUGGGAGACCAAUGAUUACCCACCAGUGCUGGUACCCUUGAGUGGGACUGUGUGCAGUGACCGGGACAGAGAUAAACUGGGUCUGCUGCUGAGUGCUGUGGAUGAGGACAUGUCUCCUCAAGCUGACCCCUUCUCCUUUGACAUCGCUGACCAAAGCGUUGCUGCCAACUGGACCAUCAUAACUCUGAAUGAGACCCAUGCAGUUCUCCAGCCACUGAUAGACAUAGAGGGUGGGGAAUUCUCCAUUCCUGUAGUCGUGUCGGACUCUGGUUCUCCUUCCCUCUCCUCUUAUGCUUUGGUCAAUGUGACCGUGUGUCAUUGUGACAGUUUUGGAGACUGCAAGAGCUUCACAGCAGCCAUUUUUGGAACCAAAAUGGGCAUCAGUUUCAUUGCUCUCAUGAUUAUUAUGGGAAGCAUCGCUCUUCUGUUGUUGCUGCUUCUGCUGGCGGUGGCAGUGAGGGGGUGCACGAGACACAACAUUAAGAAAGAUAGAGGUCUGCUGGUCGGAGCGUCUGAUGAUGAUAUACGAGACAACGUCUUUCACUACGAUGAGCAGGGAGGCGGAGAAGAGGAUGAGGAUGCAUUUAAUAUAGAUUUCCUGAGGAACCCAAGUGAUAUUCUCCCUGCACCGGCCUCAUUUUUCCCACAAGACUGUAGUCUGCUCAGAGGAAAACAACCACUCCGGAAAGAUGCUCCUCAUAACCUGCCCUCUCCUACAUAUCCACGCAAACCCCCCGGAGACCCAACUGACAUCGAAGAUUUCAUCAAUGUUGGCCUGGAUGCUGCAGACAACGACCCGAACGUCCCACCGUACGACACAGCUCUGAUCUACGACUAUGAGGGCGAUGGGUCGGUAGCAGGCAGCCUGAGCUCCAUUGCUUCCAUGGGCUCAGAUGGUGACCAGGACUAUGACUACCUCAAUGACUGGGGUCCACGCUUCAAAAAACUGGCAAACAUGUACGACCCACGUUAAACGCCGGAGCGAUUCAUUCAUUUUAAAAAAAACAAGACUUUCAGAUUUUCUCAUGCAUGCAUGUCCUCCAAACUUCCAUGCAAACUCAGUUGCAAAAUGUUUCAUCGUCUAAUUUGUUUUUGUUAAAAGCUGAAGUGCUUUAUUUUUUCCGUCGUUAAAAUACUUUCACUUAUCCCAACUUAAUAUGCAGAGACAAUUAUAAGCCAAUUGUUGGUUGAUUUCCUCCGAAAAGUGUAAAUAGUCUGGCUCUGUGAUACCAUCACAAGCAACCAGGCUGACACAGUAACAUUGGCUCAACCAAUAGUGUGAGUCUGGGGCGGGAAAAUCUGUUUGGCCGAACCAUGACAGAUCAGGCAAGUGUUCAGGAAACCUGUUUGAAAACAAUAAUUACUUUUGCAAUUCUGUUUGGUGUUGCUAGUGGUGCAGAAAUUGCACUCUUCAGCUUUAAAGGUCAAGAGAAACUGCACACACUAUUUCUUGUCCUUCAUGGAUCAGUGAGCUUAUUCAACAUGUUGAUGUGACAGGUGCUCACUGUGGGCCAGUGUGCAAAUGGAUGUAUUGUAAAGCACCAACUGGAGGGAGGAACAGUGUCAGUUCAUACUGAUUAGACAUGAUUAUGAAACACGUGCCAUGUUCUUGAGGGAUUAUUUUAGCUGAUGUCCAACACAGAGGUUUGCUGGGCAUGUAGGGUUAAAAGAAUAGUUCAUCCUCAUUAACUCACCCUCAUGUUGUAACAAACCCAACUUUCUUUCUCCAAUGUAAAACAGAAGAAUUUUCAUUAUUUCUGAGCUGCUCUCUUCCAUAAAAAAAGUAUCGUGUGACCAGGGGAUCCCCUCAAAAAUUCAUAAAGCACAAUAGAAACAGACCAAAAGUUGUUGUUCAGUGAAGAUCUCACAUUCAUUUACAGUCAAAUGUGGUGCGCCAGCCAGGUGUGACGUCAGUGACACCAACAGCACUGGUUCUUUUGUAUCUUGUUACCAGUCAUGACACCAUAUUUGAAUAUGUGGCGUGAAAUUGUACAUAAUUGAUGCUUAUUGGUAAUUACUAUGUGUACUUUUGUGCCUGUAGACCAUUUAAUGUCUAAAUUAUUUACCAUCUAUUGAUGAACUGUGCAGCAUUUACUUGUUUAUUGUUACCAAAAUUAACUUUUUUUAGGAUUUGGAUUACUGGUCUUUUAUAUUGUUAGUCUUUUUCUAGGGUUAUCUACACUGAAAAAAAAAAAAAGACUAGUACGAUUUACUUCAUUUAUUAAGAUUUAACAAUUUUGGGGGCCUGGGUAGCUCAGCGAGUAUUGACGCUGACUAUCACCCCUGGAGUCACGAGUUAAAAUCCAGGGUGUGCUGAGUGACUCCAGCCAGGUCUCCUAAGCAACCAAAUUGGCCCGGUUGCUAGGGAGGGUAGAGUAACAUGGGUUAACCUCCUCGUGGUCCCUAUAAUGUGGUUUUCGCUCUCAGUGGCAUGGUGAGUUGUGCGUGGAUGCCACGGAGAAUAGCGUGGGCCUCCACGUGCUACGUCUCCGUGGUAACGCGCUCAACAAGCCACGUGAUAAGAUGCGCGGAUGAUCGUCCUCCGCCACCUGGAUUGAGGCGAGUCACUACGCCACCAUGAGGACUGAGAGUGCACUGGGA